AGAUUCUUUCUUGAAGGCUCAUUAUCGUAUGGAGUAUUAGGGUUUGAGGCUCAAGAGGUUCGAGAGCCAAGGCCGAAUUCGCGCGAAGGUUUCCUGUUCCUGUAUUUGGAGAUCGUCGACCGCCUGAGUUCGACUCAUAUUAACGGCCAGCCCCCGUCAGCGGCGCGACUCGCUAUAAAUUUUCAUCGUUUGGGAGCCGAUAUUCGUACUUACUCUUAUGACCUACCGUUAUUGUUCCUGUCGAGUGCGCAAGUCAAUUACUGCUUAAAUUUGCCACUUUUAUGGUGUUGCGCCGGUUGUCUCUGAUCCCUUGGAUUGAAAAAUGCAUAUUGGCAAGGUUCCCCCUUCGGCCCCGAGCGAUUCAGAUAAGCCGGUAGAGGAGAUUAUUGGGAGCAAUACCUAUCAUCCCGGCGUUGCCGCUUCCGAGGAUGACGAGCUUCACGUCCCAUGUCCUCCUCAUACCACGGAGCGGAAGCUCAUGACACGUGUCGACUGGCAAUUGAUACCAUUCCUUUGUAUUCUUUAUCUGCUGGCUUUCUUAGACAGAGUCAACAUUGCCAAUGCGAGAUCUUUCCGGUUGGUUGAGGAUUUACAUCUAGAGAAUCACGAAUAUAAUACGGCGUUAACUAUAUUUUUCGUGCCGUAUAUCAUUUGCGAGAUUCCUAGCAAUAUCUUCCUGAAGAGAUUCUCACCUCGCAUAUGGCUCCCUACCUGCAUGCUGGGGUUUGGCAUUUCGUCCCUGUGUCAAGGUCUUGUACAGAACUACUCAGGUCUCCUUGCAACACGCUUCUUCCUAGGGUUGUUCGAGAGUGGAAUGUUUCCUGGAUGCUUCUACCUUAUUAGCAUGUGGUACAAGCGAAGUGAAUCGCAAAAGCGUUAUUCCCUAUUCUUCACGUCCACUUCUUUGGCUGGAGCCUUUGGAGGUCUUUUGGCCUCUGCUAUAGGAAAGAUGCAGGGUAUUCGUGGAUACAAUGGCUGGAGAUGGAUUUUCAUACUUGAAGGAAUCCUUACAUGUCUAGUUGCGGUUGUGUUCUAUUUUAUUUUCCCUUCUUUCCCCGAGGAAGCUAAGUGGUUGACUGAAGAGGAGCGGACUUAUAUCAAAGCUCGCCUGCAAGCUGACCAAGGCCAUAAUGCUGCCGAUCGCAAGACGACCUUCCGCGAUGUUAUAAACGUAAUGAAGGACCAUCGCGUCUGGCUUGGCGGCUUCAUGUACUUUGGAUUGAUCGUUCCCGCAUACAGUUACGCUUUUUUCGCGCCUACCAUCAUUUCGACAUAUCACUACGAUGCUAUUCAGACUCAGCUCUACAGCGUGAUCCCUUGGGCUGCAUCAUUCGGCUUUUCUCUACUAACGGCUGUGUUAUCCGACUGGAUGCACCACCGUGCAGCUUUCGCACUUGCGCCGCUUGCCUUGGGUCUUACAGCCUUCGGCGUUUUGCUCAGCGUCCACGACAACACACCUGUUCAAUUUGCGAUGUUAUGUCUUGUUACGAUGAGCACUUACAGCGUGUUACCCAUUACCGUCUGUUGGUUUAGUAUGAACCUUGGUGGUCAUCAUCGCAGAGCUAUAGGUACAGGGUGGCAAAUUGGUUUUGGCAACAUUGGUGGGAUCAUAGCUACAUUCGCGUUUAUCAACACUGAUGCCCCCUAUUUCAAGAACGGUUAUUCGAUCUGCCUUGGAUUCACAUGUUUGAGCGGCUUGGCGUCGGUCUUGUAUCUCAUUUCGAUCUACCGCGAAAACCAACGGAGAAAGAAGGCUGUUAGAGACGUAGGGUUGUCGAAUUACGAAAAGGGCGAGUUGGGCGAUCUAAAUCCCGAGUUUAGAUAUAUGUAUUAAGCAUGUAGAGGAGCUAGCGUGCAAUCAUGUUUGAUAGACAUGGGAUUAGAUAGUGAUGAAAAAGGGGGUUGGAUAAGUGGGAUAUGUUAAUUAAAAUGAGAUACCGAGCGCCAAAAAAUAAGUAUGUGGCUGUCCUCUAUAUGCACGUGUACGGUGGGCCAUAUGCCCUAAACCGCCAAACCGCCAAAAAAUACAUGACAUAAUCUAAGAUUGGAUGACAUAAUCAUAAAAUAGGUAAAUUUUCAUUAAAC
Daldinia caldariorum is the source of this 2085-nucleotide messenger RNA. Its product is annotated as MFS general substrate transporter. NCBI's taxonomy places the organism in Eukaryota, Fungi, Ascomycota, Sordariomycetes, Xylariales, Hypoxylaceae. The record is from RefSeq and is a predicted model, not a curated record. Gene Ontology annotation, biological process: transmembrane transport. Gene Ontology annotation, cellular component: plasma membrane. Gene Ontology annotation, molecular function: transmembrane transporter activity. Bases 323 to 1834 code for a protein of 503 amino acids. The transcript has 8 exons.